Nematocida major is the source of this 1521-nucleotide messenger RNA. Its product is annotated as ATP-dependent RNA helicase DDX5/DBP2. Gene Ontology annotation, molecular function: ATP binding; RNA helicase activity; RNA binding. Bases 1 to 1521 code for a protein of 506 amino acids. The record is from RefSeq and is a predicted model, not a curated record. Gene Ontology annotation, cellular component: nucleus; cytoplasm; ribonucleoprotein complex. Lineage: Eukaryota; Fungi; Microsporidia. The transcript has a single exon.
AUGACUACCAGUUACGGAGGAAAUAGAUCUAGAGGAGACUUCAAGAGAAGAGGCGAUUUCUCAAGCGGAGACAGAAAGGAAAAUGGGCGAUUUGGUGCAGCACGCAGGGGAAACUUUGGAGAUUCAAUGCAGGACAACGGGCCAGUAGAGUUUGAUAAAGAGUUCUACAGCGAGCACCCAGAGCAGGAAAAGCUGAGCGCAAGCGAAGUCAACGAGAUGAGAAAGACCUUCGACAUGACCAUUACAGGAGAUAGCAUUCCAAAGCCGUGCAUGAACUUCGAGCACUUUGGAUUCCCAGAGAGCGUUAUGGCGGAGUUCAAGAGGUCGGGAUACACCAACCCCACGCCAAUACAGGCGCAGGGAUGGCCCAUGGCACUUUGCGGGCGAGACAUGGUCGGAGUCGCAAACACGGGAUCCGGAAAAACACUUUCCUUCAUCCUCCCGGCACUGAUCCACGCGAGAGCACAGAAGCCGCUCAGACAGGGCGACGGACCCAUCGUUCUCGUACUCGCCCCAACGAGAGAGCUCGUUUCGCAGAUCGAGGAGGAGGCAAAAAAAUACGCAGGAUUUUUCGGCAUGAGAACAUUCUCCGUCUACGGAGGAGUCCCCUCAGGGCCCCAGAAGGGAGCAAUUAGAAGGGGAACGGAAAUCCUCAUCGCAACCCCCGGGAGACUUAUCGACCUCUACGACCAGGGCGCAGUGUACCUCAGCAGAGUCUCGUUCCUCGUCCUCGAUGAGGCAGACAGAAUGCUCGAUAUGGGAUUCGAGCCGCAGCUUAAGAAGAUCAUCCCGGAGACAAACCCGAAGAGACAGACACUCAUGUGGUCGGCAACGUGGCCAAAGGAGGUCCAGUCCCUCGCGAGAAACUACAUGAACGACUACAUCCAGGUGAAGAUCGGAUCGGCAGAGCUCGUUGCAAACAUAAAGAUCACGCAGAAGACGUACAUCGUAGAGUACAGGGAGAAGGACAGGCUGCUUUCGGAGGUGCUCACAGAGGUCGCAGGAGACGAGAAACUCAACCCGAAGAUCAUCGUCUUCUGCAACCAGAAGAGGAAGUGCGACGACCUCGUCGAUAAGAUGCAGGAGUACGGAUGGCCAGCAGAGUCCCUCCACGGGGAUAAGGCCCAGAACCAGAGAGACAGGAUCAUCGCAGACUUCAAGUCGGGAAGGAGAAGCAUCCUCGUCGCAACGGACGUGGCGGCAAGAGGACUCGACGUGAAGGACGUGAAGGCAGUUAUUAACUACGACUUCCCAGGGAACUGCGAGGACUACAUCCACAGAAUCGGAAGAACAGCGAGAGGAAACUCAGAGGAGGGGCUGUCGCUCACAUUCUUCUCCCCAGUUAACGACAGAGCAAACGCUAGGAAAUACAUAGACAUAUUAAGGGACUCCAAGCAGGAGGUGCCUUCAGAGCUCGUGAAGAUUGCUGAAACAAGAGGAGGAAGCAGCGGAGGAAACUUUGGAGGACGAAACAGACGCUUUGGCGGAAAUAUGGCAGCUAGAGGAGGGAGAAGGUGGUAG